UUUCUAUUUUCCAUUUUCUCAAAAACCCUUUCUCUUUCUCUGCUUCUUCUUUCAUUUUCGCUCUGUUUCUGUAUUUUCUAUCAAGGGUGAAGUUUGAAAGAUGGCAGAUGGCGAAGAUAUUCAACCUCUUGUCUGUGAUAAUGGAACUGGAAUGGUCAAGGCUGGAUUUGCUGGUGACGAUGCUCCAAGGGCUGUGUUUCCUAGUAUCGUUGGCAGACCACGUCAUACUGGUGUGAUGGUUGGAAUGGGCCAGAAGGAUGCCUAUGUUGGUGAUGAAGCUCAGUCAAAAAGGGGUAUUCUUACAUUGAAAUACCCAAUUGAGCAUGGGAUUGUAAGCAACUGGGAUGACAUGGAAAAAAUUUGGCAUCACACCUUCUACAAUGAGCUUCGUGUUGCUCCUGAAGAGCAUCCGAUACUUCUUACUGAAGCACCACUCAACCCAAAGGCAAACAGGGAGAAGAUGACUCAGAUCAUGUUUGAAACCUUCGACGUACCUGCCAUGUAUGUCGCAAUCCAGGCCGUUUUAUCUCUCUAUGCCAGUGGUCGGACAACAGGUAUUGUGUUGGAUUCUGGUGAUGGGGUGAGCCACACUGUGCCUAUAUACGAGGGUUUUUCACUCCCUCAUGCAAUCCUACGUCUCGACCUUGCCGGUCGUGACUUGACUGAUGCUUUGAUGAAAAUUCUUACCGAAAGAGGUUACAUGUUCACAACAACGGCAGAGCGAGAAAUUGUCCGUGAUGUGAAGGAGAAGCUUGCAUAUGUGGCCCUUGAUUAUGAGCAAGAACUGGAGACGGCCAGGACUAGUUCAGCCAUUGAGAAAAGCUAUGAACUACCCGAUGGGCAGGUGAUUACAAUUGGAGCUGAGAGAUUCCGUUGCCCAGAAGUACUUUUCCAGCCAUCCCUGAUCGGCAUGGAAUCUCCUGGAAUCCAUGAAACCACAUACAACUCCAUCAUGAAGUGCGAUGUUGAUAUCAGGAAGGACUUGUAUGGUAACAUCGUCCUCAGUGGUGGUACGACGAUGUUCCCUGGCAUUGCUGAUCGGAUGAGCAAAGAAAUCACUGCUCUUGCUCCCAGCAGCAUGAAGAUCAAGGUUGUUGCUCCUCCUGAAAGGAAGUACAGUGUUUGGAUUGGAGGAUCCAUCCUAGCAUCCCUCAGUACCUUCCAACAGAUGUGGAUAACGAAAACUGAAUACGACGAGUCGGGUCCGGCUAUUGUUCACCGGAAAUGCUUCUGAAGAAAAGAUCUGAUACCAAAUCAACAAUCUUCUUUUACUUUCAUCUUGUGUCAUAUGUUAAGUGAAGUUUGGUUGGUUCUUGAUUUUGAAGAUUUGUUUAUAUUGUCAAAUGAGAAUUCUUGAAGUUGUAAGUUUGAAAUGCCUUUUCCUUUUUUAAAAAAGAAAAAAAAUAUACAAAAUAAUAUAAUAUAUAGGGUUCUUAGAGGUUUUUUUUUUUUAAUGCCAAACUAGUAUUUGGAAUAGUUGGGCUUAGUAUGAACAGCUUUUAUUUGUCAGUGAUGUUUUGUUGGCUUUGAGGUCAUGAGUUGUAUGCAUCUACACAAAAUGUUUUAGGACUUCCUGUGAUGCUAUAGUUGUGAGUUGUAUCAUUUUUUUUUAAAGUGUUUUGAAUCUUUGAAUGUAAUUGGUUAUUUGCAGAGUAUUUUGCAGAUCAAGUGUAAGAAGCAUUACUAUUGUUGUAA
Benincasa hispida (wax gourd) is the source of this 1695-nucleotide messenger RNA. RefSeq names its product actin-7-like. The record is from RefSeq and is a predicted model, not a curated record. Lineage: Eukaryota; Viridiplantae; Streptophyta; Magnoliopsida; Cucurbitales; Cucurbitaceae.